AUGUCGUUGGAGCUCCAAAGCGCUGACCCCACCAUCGUCAACGUGCGUGUGCUGGACGCGCAAUCAGCGGUAGCUGUAGGUGGCUGCCAGCCCCAGGAAGAUACUGAUGUGGUGUGGAGCAUUUAUGGCGGUUGUUGCCCGAACCACACGUCCACAUUCAAGUAA
Messenger RNA from Phytophthora nicotianae INRA-310, 165 nucleotides. RefSeq lists its product as hypothetical. The transcript is spliced from 2 exons. The record is from RefSeq and is a predicted model, not a curated record. Lineage: Eukaryota; Oomycota; Peronosporomycetes; Peronosporales; Peronosporaceae. Bases 1 to 165 code for a protein of 54 amino acids.